UGUGUGUCGUUGAUUUGAAACGCGAGGUAUAUCAAAUACCAAGGUGUAUACACUUAUACACGUACCGGUGGCAUGGUAUCGAUAGAAACAUGAAAGAAUUGUAAAAAUCCUAUAUCAUUCAGUUUAUCUUAAGUAAAUAAGUACUUAAGUAACAUUUGUGCGACUGUGAUAUAUACCAUUAAGUGUAUUAUGUAUAUUUACCGUUUAUAAAUUUUCGUAAAAUUUUUAAAAGCAACGUGAAAAGCGAUCGACGAGGGAUAACCUAAGUUGACAUAUGUGCCAUAUUCGAAAAAAAACAACGUGAAUUAACGAGAUUAAUAGAGAUUUGCAGCGUGUCUAAUAAGUCGUAUACAUAAUCAAUGAAAAUUCUUUGCGUAUGUAAAAACUAUAAUUAAAAUGGCAAGAAGCAAAACACAAGAAAAACACACAAAGAUAAAAGCUAAACUUGUGAAUGCAAGUUCUGCUAAGACAAGUAACAAUUUACCAUUAUCAAUGAAUUCUGCAAUUGGUGUUAUAUGUAUUGCCAUUGCAGUUUGGUUUGUAGCUAAAGGAUAUCUUGAAACAAGAGUAAAUACUCCAUAUAAUGUAGAAAAGCUAGUUACUACAUCUGGUUUGGACAUUCCGGAUAGAUAUUGGGGCACUUAUAGAUCUGGUGUGUAUUUUGGUUUAAAAACAAGAGAUCCGCAUUCUUUGGUGACUGGUUUAAUGUGGUAUUUUCCACGUUCUCUACGAUACGACGGAAACGGAUUCAGACAUUGGUGUGAUCAAGGUGAUAAAUUAAACAGAUAUGCAUGGCUGGAGCAUGACGGACGAACGUUUGGUGUUCAAGAAAUAGUAGAUAAUUCUGUAGUUAUAAAAACAACAUUUGUCAAGAGACCUGGCGGAUACCAUGGUGGUGACUGGACUGCAAGAAUUGCAGUAUUGCCAGAGAAAGAAUACGAUAAAGGGGAAGAAGUAUCGCUGUUAUUUUAUACCGCUAUUGAAGAAAGCACAAGAGGUUGGAUAAAGGCUAAUCUAGGAGAUUAUAAUCGUUUAACGGGAAUAGAGGGAAACACGAAAGGAUUAGGAUCCUUCAUUAUAAACCUGAAUUUAAUAAAUGGUACCAUAGAAGAACAUUCCUUUCUCGCAACAGUCGCGUCUGGUCUAAAUGUAUUAAAAGAAACUGUUUUGCAAAAUCUUCGCAUUGCGACCGAAAAGGGAUCUAUGGAGAAACACGUAGUUUUAGCUGGUGAACAGCUGCUCUUAUUGUCCGACGGCAAGAAAGAGGAUCCAAAUUUCGUAGUUACUCAAGUAACGGGAAGAGCUCCUUUCGAGAUUGAAGUUAGUUACGAAUCUGGCAGCUUCAGUAAUAGAAUAGACAAACUAACGGGGAAAAAUUACGACGAGGCUCUCGAGAAGCAAAGGCAAUUAUUUUCGACAAAAUUUGAAAGUGUUUUCAAAUUAAAAUCCAAAGGAUAUACAGACGACGAAAUAACAUUCGCAAAGAUGGCAUUCUCAAAUCUCGUAGGUUCAAUAGGUUAUUUCUAUGGGACUUCGCAAGUGCAAAGUACGUAUACCCAGGAACCCGUGCCUUAUUGGAAAGCACCUUUGUAUACCGCUGUACCCAGCAGAAGUUUCUUCCCUCGUGGUUUUCUGUGGGACGAAGGUUUUCACGGUUUACUCAUCUCAAUCUGGGACACGGAAAUAGAGUUGGACAUUAUAAGUCAUUGGUUUGAUCUGAUGAAUGUCGAAGGAUGGAUUCCAAGAGAAAUGAUUUUGGGCCAAGAGGCUCUGGCUAAAGUGCCCGAAGAAUUUGUUACUCAGAUCAAUACAAACGCUAAUCCGCCCACGUUCUUCCUAACGCUGGAUUUUAUACUCCAGCAUAAAGAACACGAAUUAUUGAAACAUAAUUUUCAACUGCUCGACAAACUAUAUCCACGCUUGCAGACGUGGUUCUCGUGGUUCAAUGUCACGCAAAUCGGCGAUUUACCCGGCACAUAUAGAUGGCGAGGCAGAGAUGAGACGACUAAUAGAGAAUUAAAUCCCAAAACGCUUACAUCCGGUCUGGAUGAUUACCCUAGGGCUUCGCAUCCGAAUGUGAUCGAGCGUCAUGUCGACUUGCGUUGCUGGAUCGCGUUUGCUGCUCGAGUUAUGGCUAAACUCGCCGAAACGCUGAACUAUUCUACUAACAAAUAUGAAGAAACUUCUCAGUAUCUAUCCGAUAAUAACUUGUUGAACAAACUGCAUUGGUCAUCGAAUACACAAAUGUAUUCCGAUUACGGUUUACAUACCGAUAAAGUAAUUUUACGGAAAUCCGCAUUACCACCUCACAAACAGCGAUCUCAUACGCAAUCUUUGGAAAUGUUACGCGUCGUAUUGGAGGAUCCGUCUUUAAAAUACGUCGAUACAACCUUUGGAUAUGUGUCGCUGUUCCCUUUCAUUCUACAGAUCAUUGACCCUGACUCACCACAGUUGGGGAAAGUACUGCAAGAUCUACGGGAUCCCGAUUUAUUGUGGACCAAAUAUGGAUUGCGCUCACUCGCGAAAACAUCACCGCUAUAUAUGAAAUUCAAUACGGAACAUGACCCGCCUUACUGGCGCGGUCCUAUUUGGAUAAAUCUCAAUUAUUUGACGGUACGGGCCGCGUAUCAUUAUUCUAACGUGAAGGGUUUAUAUCGAGAAAACGCGAGAAAGAUAUAUGAAGAGUUGAGAAAGAAUUUGAUACAAAAUAUUAUUAAGCAAUAUAAAAAAACUGGAUAUUUGUGGGAACAUUAUGACGAUUCCGAUGGGAAAGGCAAAGGAAGUCAUCCCUUUACUGGUUGGACUUCCUUGGUUGUAUUACUUAUGGCAGAAAUAUAUUAAAUGUUUUCUAACGCGAGUGUACGUACAUACAUACACAUAUAUAUUUCAUUUAAAUCUUAUUA
Molecule: messenger RNA, 2903 nt
Organism: Camponotus floridanus (Florida carpenter ant)
Lineage: Eukaryota; Metazoa; Arthropoda; Insecta; Hymenoptera; Formicidae
Gene: GCS1
Product: mannosyl-oligosaccharide glucosidase GCS1
Exons: 5
Coding region: 397-2841 (814 amino acids)
Biological process (GO): protein N-linked glycosylation; oligosaccharide metabolic process
Cellular component (GO): endoplasmic reticulum membrane
Molecular function (GO): Glc3Man9GlcNAc2 oligosaccharide glucosidase activity
Source: RefSeq, a predicted model, not a curated record